GGUGAGGCGCCUGCGCGGGCCGUGCUCGGGCUAGGCCUCGCCGCCUGGCGUCUCCUGCCUCGCUUCCCAGCGGCCGCCAUGGACGGCGACCGAAGCCCGGACUUCGUGCUCCGCUACCUGGCGGAGGUGGAGGCGCUGGCCGAGGAGGUGCUGGCGGGGAGGCAGCAGAUUGUGGCCCUGGAUCAGAAACGGAAUCAGAACCGGGAAGCGCUCAGAGCUCUGAGCAAGGAACUGGCUGGCUCAGAAAAAGUUAUGGUGUGCUUCGGGAGCAUGUUCGUGCAGCUUCCAAACGCGAAGACCAAGGAGAUGCUGCAGAAAGAUCAAGCGCUCUUAAAUGAAGAAAUCGCCAGCCUGCGGGAAGAGCUCAAAGCGAAGGUCAGCCGUCUCCUGGAAGCUCAAGGUCAACCGGAGCUGAAAGGCUACAAUCUGAAGCCCCUGGGCAGCGAGGAGAUGUGGUUUAUUAAAAAAGUGCUGGACGGCUGAAGCCGUCUCCCCGUGGCUGCUCCCUGGAGAAUACAGUCCAAAGAGAAUUGCUGGCAGCGCAAAAGGGAGCGCCAUUCACAGACACGCACCGGAUGCAGGAGGCGCUCUGAGCCGUUUAGCAUCGGGCACCUUUUCUGGAAAGGACCUGGCAGAUUUGCACAGAGAAGACCACUCAGAUGUCCGCCUUCAGCUUGCGGGGCACACAUCAGCCACAGGGGCAGGUUCCAGUUUUGCAAUCGCGGUUCGAUUAGCCGUCGAAUGAGGGGGACGGACGUGGGUGGGUGGAGUUAUCGGGCUAGCCCUGGGAGCCCUCGCUGCACCGGGACACCAGCGUUAUCACCUGAACGUGUGGCGUUGUGGCAGAUUAAAUCACGUGCACAUCUGAAAA
Molecule: messenger RNA, 871 nt
Organism: Heteronotia binoei (common prickly gecko)
Lineage: Eukaryota; Metazoa; Chordata; Lepidosauria; Squamata; Gekkonidae
Gene: PDRG1
Product: p53 and DNA damage regulated 1
Exons: 5
Coding region: 79-483 (134 amino acids)
Biological process (GO): protein folding
Cellular component (GO): prefoldin complex
Source: RefSeq, a predicted model, not a curated record